AUGUUUCAUCGUUAUUCGGUGUCUCUGCUACUAUUGGCACUCUUCUUCCAACUUUCCCUUACGGACGCAGGUCUUCGAAACAAACCACGUUACACCGAGGAAGAACGAAUGGCGGAAUAUGUGAGGCGGGGAUACAAAUUUCCUAUUGAACAUUUCAAUCCAAAUACGGAAGGAUGGAAUCGACUCAUGAAUCAGCGAGUCUCUCAACUCAUGUCAAACCCCGAAAUGCAAGAGCGCUGGGAUGGUUGGAUUCAGACUUUAUCGUCUGCCAUUACCGUUCCCAAUUACACCGAGUUUGGAUGGGGAUUGACCCAUGCGCCGGCACAAUUGACGGAAGACAUUACCCAGGCGAUUCAUGAGGGUUUGCCGACAGCGCGAACCGAAGGAAAGAUUGAUGUGAUUACUGGUCCAAACGUUCCGCUCUUUAUCGAUCGACCAGAUUUGACCAAUCGAGUUCAAAGGGAAUUACAGCCAAUUCUUGAAGCAUGGUCUGGCGUACCGCUCACUGCCUACACUGCUUAUGGAUUCCGACUUUAUCGAAAUGAAUCGCGACUGUGGAUGCACGUCGACAAGACUCGAACCCAUGUCAUUUCUUGUAUCUAUCACAUUGCCAGUUCGGAGAAUGCCGAGCCUUGGCCCGUUGUAAUUGAAGAUUACCAUGGCAACACUAACAGUGUGGUACUCAAACCUGGAGAUAUCUUGUUGUACGAGUCCGCAAAGAACUUUCACGGUAGACCCACAAAGUUCAUUGGAGAUUGGUACACCUCGGUCUUUGUUCACUUUUAUCCUACCGAAGGCUGGUUGGUCAAGGAUCGAGACAUUGAAAGUCACUACGCCAUUCCACCACAAUGGAGGGAACAAGUUGACAGCCCAUUUCCCGACUUGAGAUGGGUCGGAACUUCGGCGACGGAACCGGAUUGUCCCGACUCUUGGUGUCACUUGAUCAAUGCCAAGGAAUGGGAAGGUCCAGGGGAAUACGGUAUGGUCAUGACCGGGGGAGGCAAGAAGUAUUCAUUGGGCUUGAGCGAUGGUCCACCAACGGAAGCAACCGAUGAUGACAAUCUGUAA
Cylindrotheca closterium is the source of this 1068-nucleotide messenger RNA. NCBI's taxonomy places the organism in Eukaryota, Bacillariophyta, Bacillariophyceae, Bacillariales, Bacillariaceae. The record is from the annotation of a GenBank genome assembly.